GAACCCACGCGAUAUGCAUCGAUAUAUAUUGUUCACCAAAUCGGUUUAUUUAUAGUUUGAAUUCACGGCGACUCAAGUCGGACUGUGUGAUGUGCGUCUUAUCUAACAUUGUAUCGGAUUACAUGCAUUUCGGUAAUCAAUUAUAGCGAACAGUUCAAUGGCAUCCACUCCGCAGCAAAAGUGCAAACCCGGACUGCACUCGAUUGCUUACGUGACCACUCCCAACGAAGAGUCUGCGAUGAAGUUGUCCCGAAUGCUGAUAGAGCGCAAACUGGCCGCUUGCGUCAACAUAGUCCCACGGGUGGUAUCGAUCUACGAGUGGGACGGCAAAAUCAGUGAGCAUCACGAGAUUCUUAUGAUGAUCAAAACUCGCAGCGCUCGGGUGGACGAGCUGUGUCAGUUUGUGCGGAACAAUCAUCCGCACAGUGUGGCGGAGAUCGUGGCCCUGCCGAUCGAGAAUGGCAAUCCGGCUUACUUGACGUGGCUGAGCAAGGCCGUCCCGGAAGGGAAGUAGUGUGACUUGGGUUGUAGAAAAGAAGAUCUUUCGAGGUUCUAUUUCUGUUAAUUGAAAAUAGGAAAAGUUCUAAUAAAUAAAUGGUUGAGGUUCAGCGAAACCGCACCAAGCGCCUUUUUGACUGAUUUGUGAUAUUUUGUUCGUAGAAUAAAAACCAAAAGUAAUUCAUGUCAAUUCAUUCGUACAAUUGUUGUUGGAUAUCCUCAGUUGUAGGGUAGAAGGAUAUCCGAUACGAUUUUUGAUCAAAUGGAUCUACUACACGAAAAUUUGUGCGACAAAAUGAGUAAUUUUUCAUUGGCGCUUGGUGCUAUUUGGAUGAACCCCGACCAAAUGCCAAUUUUAUUUGUCCAAUCAUACAAAACCUUUUUGGGAUGAAGACUCGGAAAAAUACAUAGUUUUGCUAAAUAUGUAGUAAAUGACAAUACAUUUCAGUAAUUUAGGUUAUCUUAUAGCCUAUUCAGAUUACGAUCAUUUACGAAGUACUUGAGAUGAUAAUUGACAAUGAGAAAUGAAAUGAAAAUAAAAUGAGUGAACUUUGACAUUAAGAAACACUUUAUAGCAUCGGUUCUCAACCUGGGGUAAUCGAAAAGUUCGGUGUCAAUUUGUUUAAAAACAGUUUUUUGUUUUUUUCUCGAAAUUGUGUAGAAUAAAUAAAGGCAGUUUAUUAAACAAAUAAUUCAAUUUGAAUCGAACUUCAUUAAUAAAGUUUUAUUAGUUGUGUACUUUUUUUUUACCAUCAAACGAAUUAAUAUUUUAUAUUUAAUUAAUUUUGAUUGAAUUUUACAAGCAAACCACCCAUUCCGUGCCCUGGUGGUCAAUUUUAUGAUCAACGCGGAAUGGUUGCCAACAUUGACGAACCGUCGAAGGGUAAAUUUCGGGUUCUCUUAAUUAAUACCGAAAGGAAAUGAAACCUAGGUAAGAGAUCGGCAAUCACUCGGAUCAUUCGACAAGUGACUACCAAAGAAUAACGUCGUGUGCAUGCAGCUAUUUUUUCUUAAAUAUAUUCACGUGGUGAAGUUGAGGUGCCUUAAAUUGCGUCUUGUUCCAGGGCAGUACUCGUAGAUCGAGAAAACAUUAACGUAGUGCUAGUGUAAAAAGGAUAAGCCUCAAUCGACCGUGUAGUAAAGCACGGAAUAGAAUAAAUAAUAGAGAAAAGGUAAUUAUAAAAAAAGGGUGUACGGUGAGAGAAAAACGGAAAGUGGUGUACUAAUGACCUGAUUAGGUCCAAAUCGGGCCUUUUCUUUUACAACCCUCGUGCGAGGGACAUCUUUUCUCCACAGCGGUCCCUAGAGCCCGAUUCGAGAGUCAAAAGU
Molecule: messenger RNA, 1827 nt
Organism: Armigeres subalbatus
Lineage: Eukaryota; Metazoa; Arthropoda; Insecta; Diptera; Culicidae
Product: protein CutA homolog
Exons: 2
Coding region: 158-514 (118 amino acids)
Biological process (GO): response to metal ion
Molecular function (GO): copper ion binding
Source: RefSeq, a predicted model, not a curated record